Nicotiana tabacum (common tobacco) is the source of this 600-nucleotide messenger RNA. NCBI's taxonomy places the organism in Eukaryota, Viridiplantae, Streptophyta, Magnoliopsida, Solanales, Solanaceae. The record is from RefSeq and is a predicted model, not a curated record.
AUGGUAUUGCAGCAACAAUACCGUGAAAAGGGUUUAAAGAAAUAUUCUGAAUUAAUCUCAUGUCUCCUGGUGGUUGAGCAACAUAAUACCCUUUUAAUGAAAAAUCAUGAAGCUCGUCCCACUGGAUCUACACAAUUUUUUGAAGUGAAUAUGGUAGCAGCUACUCAAAAGUCUGAAAGAAGACAAAGUCAUUAUCGUGAUCGUGGCCGUGGCCAUAGUCGUGAACGUGGACAAGGACAUGGAAGGGGACGAAAUAAUUAUCGUCAUCAUGGCGGAAAUAAACAAGAAAAUAAUAAGGAUCCUCAAAAUAGUCCUUUGAAAAGCAGAGUUAAUAUUUGCCACAGGUGUAGUAUGAAAGGUCAUUGGGCUCGUGUUUGUCGUACACCUGACCAUUUUGUCAAACUUUAUCAAGCAUCCAAUAAAAGAAAAGAUAACAAUGUGGAAGCACACUUGACUUUUCAAAAUGAUGAUGAUAAAGCAGGCCCCUCAAACAAAUAUGAUGAUGCUGAGGCAAAUCUUGCAUAUAAAGAUGAUGAUUUUGGAGGCCUUGCAAGUAUUACUCAUUUAGAAGCUGAAGACUUCUUUGAUGAUAUUGACUGA